Pteronotus mesoamericanus is the source of this 3913-nucleotide messenger RNA. It is a transcript of the gene SH3PXD2B, whose product is annotated as SH3 and PX domains 2B. The transcript has 12 exons. Bases 6 to 2852 code for a protein of 948 amino acids. The record is from RefSeq and is a predicted model, not a curated record. NCBI's taxonomy places the organism in Eukaryota, Metazoa, Chordata, Mammalia, Chiroptera, Mormoopidae. Gene Ontology annotation, biological process: superoxide anion generation. Gene Ontology annotation, cellular component: cytoplasm. Gene Ontology annotation, molecular function: protein binding; superoxide-generating NADPH oxidase activator activity; phosphatidylinositol binding.
UAACCAUGCACAUUUUAUUGAGGAGGAAGCUGAGGCUCGGAGAGAACAAGCGCCGCAUUCCAAGUCAUGCGGCCAGUCGGCGGCAGCGCCGAGAUUCAAGCCCUGGUCCUUCUGACUCUGAACCUCGUGCUUUGCUCCCGAGUCUCAGAGAUGCGAAGGGCUCCCUUGGUGUUGAUGCCUGUGUCCUCUGUCCCUCUCUGCAGGUCUACAUCAUCCGGGUCACGUGGUCCAGCGGCUCCACGGAGGCCAUCUACCGGCGCUACAGCAAGUUCUUUGACCUCCAGAUGCAGAUGUUGGACAAAUUUCCCAUGGAAGGAGGCCAGAAGGACCCCAAACAGCGGAUCAUCCCCUUUCUGCCUGGCAAGAUUCUCUUCCGACGAAGCCACAUCCGGGACGUGGCCGUCAAACGCCUCGUGCCAAUCGACGAGUACUGUAAGGCCCUGAUCCAGCUGCCGCCCUACAUCUCCCAGUGUGACGAGGUGCUGCAGUUUUUUGAGACAAGACCCGAGGACCUCAAUCCCCCCAAAGAGGAGCAUGUUGGGAAAAAGAAACCUGGGAGUGACCCGACCUCGGUGGACCCCAUGGUCCUGGAGCAGUACGUCGUGGUGGCGGACUACCAGAAGCAGGAGAGCUCGGAGAUCAGCCUCAGUGUGGGGCAAGUGGUGGACAUCAUCGAGAAGAACGAGUCAGGCUGGUGGUUUGUCAGCACCGCGGAAGAGCAGGGCUGGGUCCCCGCGACCUGCCUCGAAGGGCAGGACGGUGGGCAGGACGAGCUUUCCCUGCAGCCUGAGGAAGAGGAGAAGUACACAGUCAUCUACCCGUACAUGGCUCGUGACCAGGAUGAGAUGAACCUGGAGAGAGGAGCCGUGGUGGAGGUCAUUCAGAAAAACCUCGAAGGCUGGUGGAAGAUCAGGUACCAGGGCAAAGAGGGCUGGGCCCCAGCCUCGUACCUGAAGAAGAGCGGCGGGGAGCCCUCACCCCCGAAGCUGGGCCCUGCCUCGUCCACCCACGCGGGCGUCCCUGACCUGGAUGGAGUUUCCCGGCCGCAGAACUCGGUGGGCAGGGAGAAGGAGCUGCUCAGCAACCAGAGGGACGGCCGGUUUGAAGGCCGCCCGGUGCCGGACGGUGACGUCAAGCCGAGAUCACCCAAGAUGAGGCAGAGACCCCCUCCUCGCCGGGACAUGACCAUACCUCGAGGCCUCAACCUGCCCAAGCCUCCCAUCCCGCCCCAAGUGGAGGAAGAGUAUUACACCAUUGCCGAAUUCCAGACCACCAUCCCUGAUGGCAUCAGCUUCCAGGCGGGCCUGAAGGUCGAGGUGAUUGAGAAGAACUUGAGUGGCUGGUGGUACAUUCAGAUUGAAGACAAGGAAGGGUGGGCCCCAGCGACCUUCAUUGACAAGUAUAAGAAGACCAGCAAUGCCUCAAGGCCCAACUUCCUGGCUCCCUUGCCCAGCGAGGUGACCCAGCUCCGGCUGGGGGAUGCAGCCGCGAUGGAGAACAACACGGGCAGCGAGGCCAGCGGCCCCUCUCGGCCCCUGCCCGAGGCACCGCUUGGUGCUGCGGACUCCGGGAUACCGUGGUCCAAAGACUGGAAGGGCGGUAAGGAGGGCCCGAGGAAGGCGCCCUCCGACACGUCGUGUGCGGGCUAUGAGGAGAUUUCAGACCGUGACCUGGAGGAGAAGCCCAGCCUCCCGCCCCGGAAAGAGUCCAUCAUCAAGUCGGAAGGGGAGCUGCAGGAGCGGGAGCGGCACAGGAUGGAGCAGCUCAGGGGCUCCUCGCCCAAGCCUCCUGGCAUGAUGUUGCCAAUGAUUCCAGCUAAACACAGCCCCCCGGCCCGAGACGGCAGGAGGCCAGAGCCCAAACCUGACAAAAGCAAGCUGUUCCAGCUGAAAAAUGAGAUGGGGCUGGAGUGUGGCCACAAAGUAUUGGCCAAGGAGGUGAGGAAGCCCAACCUCCGGCCCAUCUCCAAAUCCAAAGCCGACCCCCCGGAGGAGAAACCCGAAGCCGUUCCCCAGAACCCCUUCUUAAAGUCCAAGCCUCAGGUUAGGCCCAAACCGGCUGCUUCCCCCAGGAUGGAGCCACCUCAGGGCGAAGACCAAGUGGACAUCUGCCACCUCAGGAGCAAGCUCAGGCCUGCCAAGUCCCAAGAGAAGCCCUCGUUGGAUGGAGAGAGCAGCCACCAGGCCGGUGGGGGCCAGGACGCGGCCUUCAGCCGCAGCUUCCUCCCAGGGGAGGGGCAGGGCCGUGCGCAGGACUGGACAGGCAAGCAGGAGGGGCUCGGCCCCAAGGAGGCACCCUGCAGAGCCCCUCCGAGGCCAGCCAAGACCGCGGACCCUGCGCCCAAGAACGUGCCCCUGCCUCUCCAGGAGGCCCCGCAGCAGAGACCCAUGAUCCCGCCCCGCAGACCACCCCCGCCCAAGAAAACCUCCUCAGCCAGGCCGCCCCCGGAGGCCCGAGGGCCACAGCGGGAGGCCAGCGAAGGCAGGGCAGCUCCCGCCCCGGGCCGUGCCCUGCUGGUCCCUCCAAAAGCCAAACCUUUUCUCUCCAACUCCUCAGGGGGCCAAGAUGACAACCAAGGCAAAGGCGGGCCAGGGCCGCGGAUGGUGGGCAAGAUUGGAGAAAACAGGGAGAAAGCGGCUGCGGCCCCCUUCCCCAGUGCCGACAGCCCGAAGGACUUGUAUGUGGCCGUGGCCAACUUUGAAGGUGAUGAAGAUUCGAGCAGCUUCCAGGAGGGGACCGUGUUCGAGGUCCGGGAAAAGAACAGCAGCGGCUGGUGGUUCUGCCAGGUCCUCAGCGGGGCGCCCUCCUGGGAAGGGUGGAUUCCUUCCAACUAUCUCAGAAAGAAGCCCUAGCCUCCUCCCCACCCUGUCUGGAGGGCCUGUGUGUCCCUGCUGGUUUUGCCCACAUAUUUAAUAUGCCUCUUAAUUUAUCAUUCUCCACGCAGCUUCAAAGGAACGAAGGCUCUGGAGGACUGUGGUUGCUUCCCUCCCACGGGUAGCGUCGGCCCUCCCACCACGGUGGCUCCCAGAGCCUCUGGGCCACAGGCUGGCUUUCUCUCUGCUCACGACCCCUGCCUUAAGGCCGGUGGUGUUGCCACCGAGCUUCCCUGCCCUCCUGGCAGUGGAACCAUGACUCUCCAAGGCCUCCAGAACCCACCACCUGGAGAAACUGCAGAAAGGGUUUCUCGUUGCCUGGACCCCACGUAGGAAGGGGCGGCCCCCCAGCCCCGCAUCGAGUCCGCGACGGCUUACUCCAACUCCUCCAUGUCUCGAAAAGCCCAGUGACUAUUUGCCCAGUUUCCAAAAUGCCUGGCACCAGAAAGGACUUCACCCUGUAGAAGUGGGCUCUAUGGCCAGUCCCAAAGCGGGGUGUGCUCUGUCUCCAAGGCCUCAGGCCCCAGGCUUCUCUGUUAGACCAGAGGCAGCUACUCCUGCCUCCCAUCUUCUGUCUUGGGAGCCUAAAAGGGGUGGGUCCUCAAGGAGUGGGUCCCGCCUGGAGCAAACUUCACUGCUGGGCUCCGGACAGUCCCCUCCCCACCCUGGGGCAUGUCACUCUGUCUACCUAGAGCAAGAAGCUCAGUGUUUGUUUGAAAAAGGGGACUGUCGUGCCCAAGCAAUUCUCCUAUGUGGGCGCUCUUCUGCUGCGUAGCUAGUCAGUGCCAAGUUCCAUAGGCGGCACUUUACACCCACAUUUAACCCCCACAACAGCCCUCCGCUGUAAUAGUGCACCCAUUCCGUAGAUGGGGUGACUCACCUAGCGAGCCCCAGGCACACUAGCUAGGACGAGCGGGGAAGAGGGUUUGCAUCAAGGCCGGCCUGACUUCCCAGCCUGUGCCCUUCAUCCUGGAAGAGGCCGACCAGGCAGGGGAGGGAGAGGCGUGGGUGCCAGAACCCCAUCUCCUGCUUCUGUGCUG